This is a messenger RNA of Lucilia cuprina (Australian sheep blowfly), 1173 nucleotides long. It is a transcript of the gene Obp99a, whose product is annotated as general odorant-binding protein 99a. The record is from RefSeq and is a predicted model, not a curated record. Bases 79 to 510 code for a protein of 143 amino acids. Gene Ontology annotation, molecular function: odorant binding. Gene Ontology annotation, biological process: sensory perception of smell. NCBI's taxonomy places the organism in Eukaryota, Metazoa, Arthropoda, Insecta, Diptera, Calliphoridae. The transcript has 2 exons.
GAUAACAGUAUAAAUAGUGGCACUAAGAAACACCAAACCAUCAGUUUAUUUUGAGCAACGGUAACAGAGACAUUAAAAAUGAAAGUUUACGCAGCCAUUUGUUUAUUCUUCGCCUUGACCUCUGCCGAAUAUGUGGUGAAAACUCGUGAGAAUCUCUUGCAAUAUCGCAAUGAAUGCGUUACUGAACUUCAAAUUCCUGAGGCUCAAGUGGAGCAGUACAAAAAAUGGCAAUAUCCCAAUGAUGCCACUACCCAGUGCUACUUGAAGUGUGUUUUCUCCAAAUUUGGUUUGUUCGAUACCACCUCGGGUUUCAAUGUCGAAAAUAUUCACCAACAGUUAUUGGGCAGUCAUGCCGAAGCCAAUCAUGAUGAUGUUCUUCAUGCCAAGAUUGCUUCCUGUGUUGAUAAGAAUGAACAGGGUUCCAACGCCUGUGAAUGGGCUUAUCGUGGUGCCACUUGCUUCAUUAAGAACAAUUUGCAGUUGGUGAAACAAAGUGUUGCCCAAGCUUAGUGAUAUAACUUAAGUGCGUAAGAAUUAAGGGGGGACAUUUUGUAAAACACUAAAGCUCAUUUUGAAAAUAGAAAGGAGUUGUGGAGAUUUACAAAAUAAUGGGAAAAAAUUUUUAUAAUAAUUACAAAUUCUAAAUAAAUUUAGACAAAAAUUAAAAAAAAAGGCUAGAGGGGUUAUUUGGUAAAGCUUAUUUGUAGCUUAUUUUUAAAAUAUAUUUUAGUAUAUAUUCAAAUUUGCAUUUAAAAUGAGUUGCAGGGAUUUACAAAAUGCAUACAUAAUGGGAAAAUAAUUUUUAUCGCAAUCGUUAUGAAUUCUAAAUAAAGUUUAGACAAAAAUUAUUAAUUUUUUGGUGGAAAAAUUGGGGAAGAUUUGUAUAAAAGUUAAAGUCUGUUUAUUUAGAUUUAUUAUUUUACACAUAUGUAAUCCUUAACAUGUCAUGUGACGUGUGCUAUAAUACUUCAUUUACCAGGCCUGAUAGUUAGUAGCCCAAUCAUAACACUUCCUUAUUUCCAACUGAACGUGAGUGACAAUUUAAUUCGCUUAGGUUUGUGAUUCUUUUAAAUCAGAAAAUAAUAAAAGAUGUUAACAAAAGAUUAAGUUGAUUGAAAUAUUUCAUAUUUAAAACAUUUGCUACCUGAUAAAGGAUUUGUUGCAUGCACAUAU